UUCAAUUCAUAAUUUCAUUCUUCUAUUCAUCAUUUGAUCGUUAAUUUCCUCAUUCAAAUCAAUUAUUUAAUUAAUUUAAACAUUAGUUUGAGACUAUGUUUGAGGCAAUGUGCGGUGAAUGUGUCAAUAUUACAUGACGUCAUGAGGCAUACGCGGUGAGUGUGUCAAUAUUACAUAAACAUACAUUUCAUAAGUUCAUCACUUCAUUCGAGCAUUUCAUCACUUCAUUCGAGCAUUUCAUCACGUGAUCACACAAAUAUAGUCUGGAUCUCACCGAUUCUUCUCUCACGAUUGCGUAUGAAGACGUGUAAAAAUAUUAAGACGGCGCCAGACUACGCUCGCGCACGGCCUGUGUUUUGGCUGCCAUUACAGUUAUCGUCAGUCCAAACAGUAGCUGUCUGCUAAUAACUACUAAAACUAGGCGAUUAUAGUCACUUGACUUGUACAUUCCCGAGCUCAUAUGAAUACAGUAUUACAGGAUAUUGCUGAGAGUGUGCAGAGGUUAUCGAGAGAUGUAGCGGUAACACCACGCGAUCGUUUGGAUGGCGUGUUGCUUCGUCUUCAGCGCCUUCAACAUAUCCUGCGGCAAGUUUCUGCACUAACAGAUGACGUGAUCGUGUUGCAGCAGUGUAAUGCUGCUGCAAUCGUUAUGCAGCAAGCUGAACCCCUCACCGUGGAAGAAGAGCACAGCACCGGAUCCAUCGUUGAAUCAUAUCAAAGAUGUGGAACAGUUGGCCGUCCGGCAUUUGAAAUAAGCCGAGAGCAGUUAGAGUUUUUACUUGGAUACGACUUUACAGUCACAGACAUCGCAAGAAUUCUAGGCAAUUGCAUGUUUUCAUUCAGAAAAAAAUUACGCAUAAACACAAUGUUUUAAGCAGAGUUAUGGAUAUUAUCUCUCGCAUUUUAUUAAGUAAAUGCUCCUUUUAGUAUUAAUACGAUAUUUUGAGGCAUGCUGUUCUUAGCAUGAUAUGUCUGUCUAUUAGUGACAUACAUUGAAAGUAUUAAAGAGGAAGAGGGUCACAAUGACACGUUGUUUAUGUAUUAAUAAUUACCAUGUGCAUGCAUGUACUUUUUCAGGAGUGAGCCGAUCAACAUUGAACCGCAA
Priapulus caudatus is the source of this 1105-nucleotide messenger RNA. RefSeq lists its product as uncharacterized. NCBI's taxonomy places the organism in Eukaryota, Metazoa, Priapulida, Priapulimorpha, Priapulimorphida, Priapulidae. The transcript has 3 exons. Bases 461 to 874 code for a protein of 137 amino acids. The record is from RefSeq and is a predicted model, not a curated record.